GGAGAGUUUAAUCCUCCCGGGGACACAGAUGAUGCUCAAGCUCAAGAAAGGGAGAAAUUAAUUCUAGCAGAAGAAAAUAAAACCGACACAACCUUCAGAGACAAUUAUUAUUUCAAUUGCUUUUCAAGGGCAAUGGUCUCCGAAGAUUCUGAUAGUGAGGAUUCUGACAAAUACGAAUAUGUUGUAGAAUAUCAUCCAUUUCUUUUUAUGGAUUUUGAAGAGCAAAUAGACCGAAACUAUUUUAUAAAAAUUAACUUUAUCAGCCCUUUUAAUGUGGAGACUCUAGAGUUACAAAAUAUAAAAAUUAGAAUAGAACUAUGAUAA
Messenger RNA from Moneuplotes crassus, 324 nucleotides. Lineage: Eukaryota; Ciliophora; Spirotrichea; Euplotida; Euplotidae. The record is from the annotation of a GenBank genome assembly.